UCUGAAUACAAUUUCAGUAUCCUUGCAUCGCACUUUUUGCCAUACCAGUAAUACUUUGUGGAACCUUCAGAAUUUUUCUUUCUGAAAAUAGUUUCCCUAAUUAAUCUGGAGACCUUUUUAAACUUAAACAAAUGAAUAUUAGUGUACUGGACGCAAUUCAUGCUCUCAACGAACUUUCAAUGCAAGACUAUUUGCCUCGUCCGCGAGGAGGAGGAGUUCUUCUCAGCCACAUAACUCAGUAUUAUCAAAGCAAGGAUGGAAUCGAACCCCUCGCGAAAAAAAUUAUCGAGUCACUGAGAAGCCAUACAAUGAAGGACGACGAUAUGGCACACAUUUCAUGCCAAUCAAUGAUUGCAAUGGUCGCAGAACCGUUGCCUAUGGAAGAAAAAUCAUGGAUUAUUCAACUUCUGAUUCAAUGGGUUCAUAUCACGAAUACUGCCAACGACGUUUUAGCUUGUAUUCUUCAAUCCCUUCGGUCAUUCAACGUUCAUUUUAACGAAGUAUACGCGAUUCGGACGGCGAUUUUCAACUAUGUCACACAACCAGAGCUUAACACUGAAACGUUGAUUGAGAUCUUACCGGACGGAAAACUCAUUCUGAACCCACGUGACGCUUCAAAGUAUGCUGAAAAACCUUGCGAUGAACAUAUUUUCAUUCUCAAACAGCUUCAAAAACUGGUUUCAUACAAGAAAUUCACGUACUUCACGGCUCUGAUACAAUAUGAUUUUGCUCGCUGUAACUCUGAAACUCGCUGCAGCCAGAUUUCUAGACCAAUAUCAAACUACAAGUCUUCUGGAUUUGAUAUGGAAAAUCAAAGUUUAUUCUCUGUUGGUUUUGGAAAGUAUUCCUUCUCGGAUGGUGUUUCUCCUGCUGAGGAUUUGAUGACUAACGAGCAUAAUUCGGCAUUGGAAAUGUAUCAAAGUAGUAUGAAAGCCCUUGAAAAUUUCAAGUGCAAUGAAAAAUUGGUUGGAAAACAAUGGGUAGUAACAACGAUUGAAGAAGAUAGUGAUGAUGAAGUCGAUGAGGAAGAACAAUGGAACCUCUCAGCUACCGAAGCAACAUCCGAUUCUGAUUCUGGGAUUCAUUUCGACUCGGAUUCUUCUGAACCACUUUCAAACCUUUCGACUCCAAUGCCUUUCUACACGAAACCACUACCAAAGACUAUAAAAGUUCAAGAAUAAUGGUAAUAUGAAUUCCUGAUUUCAAUUUAUUGACACCCCAAACUGUAGUGCUUCCAUAUUCCCUUACUUUUAUCUACACUCAAUUAACACGGAAUGUUUUUUGGUAAUGAGUAUUCUGUUCGAUUUUACCUUUUUUUUGUAACAUCUGUUUUCAUUUUGUGACUUUGUUGUUUAUGUUUGAACUUUUUUUUAAAUAUACUUUUUUAUU
This is a messenger RNA of Caenorhabditis elegans, 1389 nucleotides long. It is a transcript of the gene C55B7.11, whose product is annotated as Protein OSCP1. Lineage: Eukaryota; Metazoa; Nematoda; Chromadorea; Rhabditida; Rhabditidae. Bases 132 to 1181 code for a protein of 349 amino acids. The record is from RefSeq and is marked reviewed. The transcript is spliced from 5 exons.